AUGGCUGUGACUGUUGCGGCAACUGCUGAAGGACCCUGGCCUAGUACGACGCCCACGCUCUCGCCCACGCCCACGCUGAUCCUGCAAUGGCAUGUGAUCUAUUGCCCGCUGAGCGGGCCCAUGUCCGCGGCCGAGCUGGCACGCGCGAUCGGGCUGCAAAGGGAGUGGGAGCAGGUUGCGAUGGAGUCUCUUUCUGACGAGGACGAGGACGAUGUCGAUAUGUGA
Messenger RNA from Penicillium canariense, 225 nucleotides. RefSeq lists its product as uncharacterized. The coding region runs from base 1 to 225 and encodes 74 amino acids. NCBI's taxonomy places the organism in Eukaryota, Fungi, Ascomycota, Eurotiomycetes, Eurotiales, Aspergillaceae. The transcript has 2 exons. The record is from RefSeq and is a predicted model, not a curated record.